This is a messenger RNA of Lizanozyma spartinae, 783 nucleotides long. RefSeq lists its product as uncharacterized. Lineage: Eukaryota; Fungi; Ascomycota; Pichiomycetes; Serinales; Debaryomycetaceae. The transcript has a single exon. The record is from RefSeq and is a predicted model, not a curated record. The coding region runs from base 1 to 783 and encodes 260 amino acids.
AUGAUACGAUUGAACACAAGCUUAAACAGAAACUUGUUUUUGAACGGAAGCUUGUCCCUCAACCGGUUCAAGUCCAAGACCAGUUUCCGUAAUGAGGAAACAAAUGUCAAUAGCGAUGAUGUAUGGACCGAGAAUAAUCCGUGGUCACCGUCAUUAUAUACUGACGUUGUUAAGGUGGUUAAACCUGGCACAUUGAUGACCAAACAAACACUCCCAGUCCAAUAUCGAUUACUGUAUCAACCGUUAUAUGAGGCCCCCUCUGCCAAAUACGUGGCCAUGUUAAAACGGUUAACUCUUUCCUUUACUGUAUUGGGAAUGUACGGAGCUAAGAUUAUCUGGGAUACUCCAAUGUUUGACGACGUAUAUGCUGGAGCUAUUUUGAUAACUACCAGUAUACCUGCUAUGUUUGUGCAAUACAAGACUAGAGAUUACGUUACCAGAAUAUGGAGAUUGUACAAUAAGAAUAAGCCUCAACUGUUGGAGAAUCUUAUAGGAGAUGAAAAGUUGAUCAUGGAGAAGUUAAACUUUACUGGAGGAAGUACGUACAAUGAGUUGCUUCCCAUAACUAAUAACAAAUCCUUGCAAUUGGCACCAAAAUCAAAGUACCCUUCAUUAACGUCGUACACAUCGUGGGAAUCGGUAGACGAAGAAUCCAAGUUCAAAUCGUAUUUUUAUAUUGUUGAUGAUAUUGGCGGUAUGAAGAUGGAUAGAUUGUGGGGGAUAGUAGAACAUAAUUCUGGUGUUGAUAAUGGAAGGUAUAUGGAACAAAGCAGUCAACAGUGA